UCACAGGAGCCUCUGGAUAAAGAUUCUCAGCCUCAGCAACAAGACUGUAGUAGAGAGGAUUACUGCUGAAUGGUAAAACAUGAAACAAAUGUGAUGAAGCAGUAUGGAGCUAAGGAGAGGAAAGACCUUCAUAAAAUCAAAUUUGCAACUGACUUCUGAGAAAGCGCCACUGGUGGAUGUGAUUCCUACAGACAAGAAUGAUCUAGAAAAAGACAAAAGGGUAGCAGUUGAGGGGAGCAAAAGCAAAGUGGUCCAACCAUCAAGUUUGGCCACACAGAAAAAUGACCGAUUUUCUAAUACAACAACAAGGAGCGGGGCUAGUGAAAACAUCUUAGCGCCAUCUGGGUCUUCCUACAAACUGGUAAGAAAGAGUAAAACCCAUGACUGUGUGAUAGGGGUAGACAAAACAGAACAAUGCAGCCACAGUGAUAAAGCUUACAAGGAGGGCUCUUCAGCUCCAGGAAGAAGUAAAGGGCGACUUGUCAAUAGCAUCAGCUUUUCUGGGGUGGGGAGCACCCUGAAUUCCAGUGGUAAGAAAGAGUCCGUGGUCAGCCCAAGCCAGUCCACUUGCAGCAGUCAGCAGAUGAUAGAUUAUAGAAACUUUGUGCCACAAAUGCCUUUUGUACCAGCUGUAGCAAAAAGCAUUCCUAGGAAGAGGAUUUCCCUUAAGAGGUCUAAAAAAGGGCUCAGGGAUAUAUUUCACAUGAAAAAAAAUAAACCAGAGAGCCUAACGCUGCUAGUUGAGAAGGGCAAGAGGCUGCCUUCUCCAGCAUGGAAGAGCGAGCUGUCAGGCAGGCUUGGGAAGUAUCUUUUCAAACCCAGAGAAACCUUUGCAGCUGACUGCUUGGCACAAGACCUCUCCGACAGCGAAAUGCAGUCUGACUCCUCCUAUGACUACUGCAAUGCUCUGUGUGAAGAUGUCGCUUCUCUGAAGAGCUUUGACUCUCUCACUGGAUGUGGGGAAAUCUUUGCAGAUGAGAGCUCUGCUCAUUUGGAGCUGGAGAGCAGCAAAGAAGUGCUGGUGAGGCGAUCCAAGCACAAAGAGAGCCCUGCCCUGGGGUCUUUUCAAGGGGGGGUGGAACAGCUGGCAUCCCCUGCCCAAAACGAAGCAGCUGACUUUGCGAAAUUUUGGGACAACAUCAACAAGUCAGUGCGAUUACAUCAGAGCACGUUAUUUGAUAGGAGGUUGUUGAAAGUACCCAGUCCUGACUUGGGAAAGACUAAACGUGAAGCUGCUGCUUCAAUGACUGACCUGCUGGUGUCACCUGAUAAAGAUCCUGACAGUUCCAAAGAAAGCUCUGUAGAUACAGGGACACCAAAAAGUGACCACCAAGAAUCCACCUCCACCAGCGAUGAAGGAUAUUAUGAUUCAUUCUCUCCUGGGCAGGAUGAUGAAACGAAGGAGGCUCAGACUCCUGGGGUUCCAGGUAGAUUUCCAAGAGACAGUUACAGUGGCGAUGCCCUUUAUGAACUAUUCUAUGAUCCUAAUGAAGCCAAAAUAAGCCCAGUCCUAGACGAUGAGCUGUGUAUAUCAGAAAGCAUUUCAGAACAGGCCAUUGAAAUCCCUUUGUCAAUUUACAGCUUUCAUGUGGGAGCGGAGGAGAAUAUGGCUUCACAGCCAGCUGUUGACAUCAUUAGCCAGGGGUUUCUUCACAGCACAUGGAAAGGUAAGGAAUGCUUGUUAAAGCUCUGUGAUACUGAACUUUCACUGACCAUGGGGAUAAUAAACUGGCUACGAAAAAACCCAGGGUUGGUUUCCCCCACAGACCCGAUUAGGAGUCCCGAAUUACAGCUGGAAAAAAGUGGCGAUCCAUUGGUCGCCUGUAGUCCCAGUCCAUGCCAGAGUGAGCACAUAGCAGCUGAGGAGGAAAAACAAACCAAGGGAGAAACUGAUAUUUCUAAUCCAAAGUCUUCUUUGGCUGAUGACAAUGACAUGGCCCAGACGUGUUUAGGGGGUGUGGCUGAAAAAGACCAAAGGGAGGUUUUGUGGCCUCACACAGCUAAUGGGGAUUCUCAGGUAAGCGAAGGAAACUGCCCUGAGGACUCAUGUGCUGUGUCUGGGCUUCAGGAAGCCAACAGCACAUCAGGUACUGUGCCAAGAUCACAAGCUAUUGGAGACACUUUAGGGACCUGUUUGUCUGAAAAAGAGAAGAUGCCAGUUUUAGGAGAAUGCAAGGGACCUGGAGAUAAAGCCCCAUUAAAAGGCGACCUGAACAUGGAGCCUGCUUGCCAGAGCUCUCAAAAUCCUUUGUUAAAUGAUAGCCAGGAAGUAGAAUCCUGUUAUUCUUAUAUGACUGCAGCAACUUCCCCAAUGGAUUCCCUAGAGACAGCAGAUGGCAAUAAAACAAUAUAUCAUUCCUUGUCUAUUUCCUGCGACAAGCCAAUGCAGCCUCUUACUCUGAGACAUUUUCAAAGCUACAUCAGCCCCACACAAAGGGAAAGCGACACUACUAUAGUGCAGCUUCUGGAACGUUGUGUUACUCAAGUUGCAUCCUUAAAAAUCAGCUAUGAAAACAAACAUCUGGAAGACAAAUGCAUCGGGAAUGAAAUGAACAACAUAAUUUGUAAGAUGUCUCAAUACAAAAACAAAAUAUUGUUGCAAAAUGAAUGCAACUGUAUCACCCAGAGUUUAGAAUACCCUGGUCUCCCUCACACAAACCAAGAUAAUUAUGAGACAAGCCUCAAAGCCAGUAAUCCAUAUCAGUUGAAACAAAAUAAGGAAUUAAUUUGCUCUAAAGAUCAGAAACACAGAACAAAUAUCCUAGAUCAUAUGAGUCAGGUCACCAGGAGUAAGAUAAAUUUUGAAUACGCCCAGCUAAAUAAUCAAGCCCUCUCUUACAUAAAAGACUUCAGAUUUGAACCAAGACCAAGUGACUCUAACAGCAUGACACCCCUUAGUAGGCCAACGUUUUUACCUCUCUUCAACUCCGUUUGCUCGGCUGUACCCAAUGAUUUUUCACAAGCCUGCUCAAACAGUUCACUGGACAAACCGUUGCAAAGUAAUGAAUCUAAGCAGUGCAGCACAACCUCAUGCAGUUACACAGAAGAAUACUACCAAGGACUUUCUGAAGGAGCAACUCUUCCUAAUAACCCAGAGCUGACUACCACAGACAGAGCAGUGACUGGCAAGAACCAUCAAUGACACCAGUGUAACAAGGUGCAACACUGAAGAAAUCAGUUGUAAAUAAUGAUGGCUUCCCACCUGUGUGUUUAAAUGAUGCAAGUCACAAUGAGGUCAAACUGGUGUCAUAAGCAACAAGGAUUUCGCCCCAAGGGACCCAGUGGAGAUCCUACAGGGAAAAAAUCAUCCUACUCUGUCAUCUUAUUAACAAAUAUUGUUGGAGCUUAUGACACACAUCCUUGAAUCCAGGUUUGCAAAUGGGCAAUAAACAUGGUCCAUUUUUAAAUUGCAAUGAAAUUAUGGUGAAAGUUGUUCCAUGACAUGAAUGAGUAAUGAAAUGAAUAUCUUUUGUCAUAUUGCACCAUAUGAUGAAGUCUUUCAGGCAACAAAAAAUGCCAGUAUGUUUUUUUUUUAAAAUGCAAAUAUGUGCCGAAUAAGCAUUUACUUGGUUUAGAUAAUUUUCAUUCUUUUAGAUAAUGUAAAUAUUGUGAAUUUCUACUGAACUUCACAGAAGUGCUUAAUUUUAUUGUAAUAGUUUAAUCAUCUUAAACUUGAUCAUGCAGACUACGUUUGUAUGCUGAGAUUUACCACUUGGUUUAAAACUUUUUGUAAAUAUGGAGAUAAAAAUAACAGGAAGUAUAAAAUGGUCUAUAUUCUCCAAAGAAAUUUGUUUACCGUGUAUCCUAGUUAUAGAGGGUUGUGUUUGAGAAUGACUAUUAACAAGCUGUUACUUGUUCUGUUUUAAGGUAAGAAAAACACCCUGUUUAAGUGUGAAACUGUGGUUUUAUUUAAUCCCAGAAAGUCUUAUUUUUCUAAUUUAGAAUCCAGUUAGAUAUACCAUUAACCUCACUUUCAUUUUCUGCGAAGAAGCCUCUCAAAGUGGUUUAACUCAAGAGCCAUUAUUUUCAAGACAGUUCUAACUUGUUCUUAAUUGCAAGCUGUCACAUACUGGAAGGCCUUAGGAUUAUACUGGAUUGAAACUGGAUACAUAAAAGUUCUAUGGCCUGUAGAUUGGACUGGUGAUCUAAUGGUCCCUUCUGGCCUUACAAUCUAUGAAAAGAACAUUAGCUCAUCUAGUCCGAUAUCCUGCCUCAAAUAGGGUUUGACAUCUGAUGCUUUGUGGAAGGAAAAAAAAAAAAUCAUCCAUAAUGUAUGCAAUUAUAUGUUGUAAUAUGGGGUGGAGAAUGAGGUGAGGGAAGAGGAUUCUUUCCUGACUUCCACAAGCAGUCAUUUUACACCUUGAAGCAUGACAUGUGGUUACCCUUUGCUUGGACAUUUGCAGCUGUUAGUCAAGUACUGUAGAUAGAUUUUUAAGAGUGGAUAAUGUAGUGACUAUUAUCUAAAUUUUGCUGAAUCGGUACAAAAAUAACAUAAUGCACUGAGAUCACAGACCUGUGAAAUGAAAUUCAGAGAUAGCAUGUGGUUUCAAAAUGGUCUCUCAUGGAUAGUGAUGAAGUAAAACCCACCCACUAGGGUCACCAAGGUUUCCAGUACAGGUCAUCUUCAGGAUGAAAGCAUUUGCCACAAAGAACCUGUCCUCUACAGUGUAGAGGAACAUUUGUGACCGUCCUUUGCUGCUGAGAUAUAGGUAAGGUUGGGCUGCUAAGAAUUUAUCAUUUAGAAUGUAAAAAGUCUAAAAUCACAAAUAAUUAAUCACAUAGGCAUCCCUUCAGCAAUGCUAAAGUGACACACUAUUUGUGGGCUAAUCAAAUAAUAAUAAACAUAUGGCUCAACAGAAGAGGUUGUGUAAGAACCUGUUCUUCUUCACAAAACUGAUCUCUUCUCUUUUAGAAUUAUUCAACUGACCUCUUAUCUUCACUUUAUUUCCAAACUGUCCUUGCAAUACUGAUGGCCAAUGAGCGCACAAGGCCAGAAUUUCUCCACAAAGUGACCAUACUGUAACUAGAAUUAAUAAAAGUACAUAAUACCAGCUUGCUCUUAUGCAGCACAUUCAUCCAUACCUCUCCCAGUGCUUUACAAAGGAGGUCAGUAUCAUUAUCCCCAUUUUACAGAUGGGUAAACU
Molecule: messenger RNA, 5144 nt
Organism: Trachemys scripta elegans
Lineage: Eukaryota; Metazoa; Chordata; Testudines; Emydidae
Gene: AMER3
Product: APC membrane recruitment protein 3
Exons: 3
Coding region: 104-3142 (1012 amino acids)
Biological process (GO): regulation of canonical Wnt signaling pathway
Cellular component (GO): plasma membrane
Molecular function (GO): beta-catenin binding; phosphatidylinositol-4,5-bisphosphate binding
Source: RefSeq, a predicted model, not a curated record